Messenger RNA from Malaya genurostris, 2778 nucleotides. RefSeq lists its product as uncharacterized. Bases 527 to 2449 code for a protein of 640 amino acids. NCBI's taxonomy places the organism in Eukaryota, Metazoa, Arthropoda, Insecta, Diptera, Culicidae. The record is from RefSeq and is a predicted model, not a curated record. The transcript has 5 exons.
UAGUUCUCGCAAACAUACCGCCCGUAGUAGUUGUGAAGAAGAUGUAGCUGGCGAGUAUCGUGCCUAGUUCAGCUGUUCAUCUCGUCUCGAAUUUUUUUUGGUUGGUUAGUGAAAUUCAUUAGAUUGUAGUCGGGGAAGUUUCCGCUAUUGUUGAAGUGUUUGCAAGGUGAAAAGUAACUGAAUCGGAUAUAUUUGGGCUCGAUCAGAACAACGGUAAACGGAACUGGUGAUGAGCGUCUGGAUGAAAUCAUAAUCGGCGUAGAAACUGCGGAUUAUUACCGUAGCGGUAGCGUGAGGUUGGACAAAAACCAUUUUCCCAUUUUCAUCGAUUUUCUCCUCCCUUAUAUCGGUGCUGACAGGGAGCAAAAGGAAAAAAGAAUGGGAAUAAUAUUUGUGUAUAUACACAAUACUGCUAACAAACUCCACUAGGAUCCUGCACAGUAACUACGUUUAGCGUAAUCACCUAAAGCUCAAACAAUCAAAAACAAAAACACGCACACGAUUUCACACCUCAAAUGAGAAAGCAAUGCACCAAUUAAGAAAAUGCUCACGAAAGAAUCUCCUCCUGCUGCUGACACUUGUCGUCGGUUACGCACUAGUGGCCUACAUGAUCAGCAGUCGGGAAUACGGGGACAAUCGGGAAAAAAUAAAUCUCAUCGAAGAAUCGAUACAAUCACUUCCCAACCAAGGCGCUUGCAGGAUGCCAUCCCUUCCCGUGGAAUCACCGGAAAUGCUAAGCUUCCUGAAGAAUGAACCACCGAUCGAGUGUGGUAAUGUCAACGAUGACUGGGUAUCCUGUCACAAAUCGGUUUGCACUAUCAAACCGGAAGUGGUGAAAGCAAGAGGCAAAAUCACUUGCAAUUUUGCUGACAUUCUACGAACCGAUGACUACAAGUUUCAGUUUGCACCGACAGUGCGAUCAACCGACAAAUACAUACUACGGAGAAGCGAUUUUGCCCGUGCUCAAUGUUGGACAGAAAACCACGUUCGCUGGAACGGAAUUGUGAUAGGCAUUCGUGAAGAACCGGCUCUACAGAGUCGCCAAAGCUGGAGCAAACAAGGCACCAUGAACGUUUUGAUGAUCGGCUUCGAUUCGCUCAGCAGAAACGCUUUCAUACGGAAGUUACCGAAAACAUACAAAUACCUGACGAAAUACUUGGGUGCCGAAGUGCUGCAGGGAUACAAUAUUAUAGGCGAUGGAACGCCACAGGCCCUCAUUCCUUUACUGACGGGAUUCACCGAGCUCGAGCUGCCGGAAACUCGUCGGCGCAUGGCACACUCUGAGUUCGUUAACGUGUACCCGUUUGUGUGGAACGAAUACGAGAAGUACGGUUAUAUCACAGCGUUCAACGAGGACGUACCGCACAUAGGUACCUUCUCGUAUCGUUUGAAUGGUUUCAAAGCUCAACCAACGGAUCAUUACAUGCGCACUUACUACCUGUCGAUUGAGAAUCAACUGUCAUAUUACAAAAGGUUAUGCGUCGGAGCGCAACCUCGCCAUAAAGUGAUGCUAGACUACACCAAAGAAUUUAUGCUAAGUUACCCCAAAAACCCAAGGUUUGUUUUUAGUUUCCACGGAGAACUUUCGCACGAUUCGAUCAAUCUGAUCGGGGUUGCGGAUACCGAUAUUACCAACUGGCUGGUAGAGCUGAAAAAGUCCGGAGUGCUCAACAACACAGUUCUGAUCAUGAUGUCAGACCAUGGAAACCGAUUUGCCGAAGUACGAAACACGUUGCAGGGCAAGCAGGAAGAGCGACUACCGUUCUUCAGUUUUAGCUUUCCGCAAUGGUUCAAGCGACAAUACUCGGAGCAGUACAAAAACUUCCAGAGCAACCUGGACAAAUUGGUGACACCGUUCGACGUGCACGAAACGCUACAGGAUAUUUUGAAUCUUGAAACACUGAAAGCAAAACAGCGACCGACAUACACCCGUGCCAUCUCACUAUUCGACAAAAUCUCCGAGAACCGAUCAUGUGCCGAGGCCUACAUCGAACCCCACUGGUGUGCUUGCCUGGAUUGGGAAUCGAUUGACGAUACCGCUUCGGAACCAGUGUUCCGUUCGGCUAUGGCCGUCGUCGAUUUCAUUAACAAGUACACGGAACAACAUCGCAGUCUCUGCUCGGUGCUCAGUUUGGACGAGAUUAAGUGGGCCGCUAAGCUGUCUCCCCAUCAGGAUUUGGUGAAAUUUAAGAAAAGUAAAGAUACGGAUGGAUUUCUAGGGGAUUUCAGCUCAUCCACGACGAAGAUUGCUCAUGACAUGUACCAGGUAAAACUGGUGACCAGGCCCGGAAAGGCGAUCUAUGAAGGCAGUGUGAUGCAUGAUAUUAGGAAAAAUCAGUAUCGAGUGAAACUUAGCGACAUAUCGCGGAUAAACAAGUACGGAUCCCAGGCCAACUGUAUAUAUGACAGGGAUCCGGAAAUGAGGAAGUAUUGCUACUGUAAGGACUAACCGAGAGAUGAAAGAAGUACCAUCUAGUUUGUAAGAGGAACAGUUCGAGUCAAUUUCAGUUUUUAGUUACCGAAUUACUUUAGAUGUACUAUGCAACCCAUGAAUCUCAGUGAGACUUAAAGCACAAAAGGUAUUGUUUGAUUAAAUAGAACGAAGUAAAUUAUUCCGAUGUUGUAUGCGUGUAUAUUAAUUAAAUGAUUUCCACUAGCAUCGUUCGAUGAGAACAAACGCUAUUUAGAGGUGUUUAGAAUGUAACCAAAAUAUUGUUACCGCGUGAAGAAUAUUUGAUACGAAGAAAAGAAAUAAACUUGUUACGGAGACUGGCAUAA